Molecule: messenger RNA, 2786 nt
Organism: Diabrotica virgifera virgifera (western corn rootworm)
Lineage: Eukaryota; Metazoa; Arthropoda; Insecta; Coleoptera; Chrysomelidae
Gene: HDAC3
Product: histone deacetylase 3
Exons: 6
Coding region: 266-1552 (428 amino acids)
Molecular function (GO): histone deacetylase activity
Source: RefSeq, a predicted model, not a curated record
GUCAAUGUCAAAAUGUCAAGUUUGUUUGUGAAUUUGUGAUUGUUGCAAAAACAUAAUUUUUUAGAAACAAAUUCAAACUCAAAUUCGGAUAAGUUUUGUCCUUAUGAAGGAUAGAUUUGAAGUAACUAAACGUUUGCUUGUAGUGGCUUUGUUUUUGCUUUUUAUUUGGACGUGUCAGCAGCUUUUUGGAGAGUAAUUUUUAGUUCUUAUAUAUAAAGUUGUUUUAGUUGUUUUUUUUUUUAUAUUAAAACACCUUCAAACCAUCAUGUCUAAACAAAAAGUAUCAUAUUUCUUUAAUCCCGAUGUAGGGAAUUUUCAUUAUGGGACAGGUCAUCCCAUGAAACCUCAUAGACUAUCUGUUAUCCACAGUUUAAUAAUGAAUUAUGGUCUUCAUAAACGAAUGCAAAUUUAUAGGCCUUAUAAAGCUAGUGCACAUGAUAUGUGUAGGUUUCAUUCUGAUGAAUACAUAGAUUUCCUACAGAAGGUAACGCCACAAAAUAUUCAAGCAUUCACCAAACAUCUUAGCCAUUAUAACGUAGGAGAUGAUUGUCCUGUCUUUUAUGGGUUAUUUGAUUUUUGUUCAAUGUACACUGGGGCUUCUUUGGAAGGAGCUAUGAAGUUAAAUAACAAUGAGUGUGAUAUUGCAAUAAAUUGGUCAGGGGGAUUACACCAUGCCAAAAAGUUUGAAGCAUCUGGAUUUUGUUAUGUUAAUGAUAUUGUUAUAGCUAUUUUAGAAUUGCUCAAGCAUCAUCCUAGGGUUUUGUAUAUAGACAUUGAUGUUCAUCAUGGAGAUGGUGUUCAGGAAGCAUUUUACCUAACAGAUAGGGUUAUGACAGUGAGUUUUCAUAAAUAUGGAAAUUAUUUCUUCCCCGGAACAGGAGACAUGUAUGAAAUAGGAGCAGAAAGCGGAAGAUAUUACUCUGUUAAUGUACCUUUAAAAGAAGGAAUUGAUGAUGCCAGUUAUUGGCAGGUAUUUAAGCCAGUCGUGUCUGCUGUUAUGGAUUUCUAUCAACCGUCCGCAAUAGUAUUACAAUGUGGAGCUGAUUCUUUAGCUAUGGAUAGAUUAGGUUGUUUUUCUUUAAGUACAAAGGGCCAUGGGGAAUGUGUCAAAUUUGUUAAAAAUUUGAAUGUGCCCACUUUGGUUGUGGGGGGAGGAGGUUAUACAUUAAGAAACGUAGCUCGUUGCUGGACUUACGAAACAUCGUUAUUGGUUGACGAACAAAUAUCAAAUGAAUUACCUUUUACUGAAUAUUUGGAAUUUUUCGCUCCUGAUUUUACAUUGCAUCCCGAAGUAGUGACCAGGCAAGAUAAUGCAAAUAGCAAGCAUUAUUUAGAAGCAAUUACAAAGUACACAAUUGACAACUUAAAAAUGUGUCAAAAUUCUCCUAGUGUGCAAAUGCAUGACGUUCCUGGUCCGGCGAUAACCGAGGACGAAAAAAUAAAGGAAGAAGAGGAUCCCGAUGUUAGAAUAAGUCAACAAUUGGAAGAUAAAAUCGUAGAACCGAAAAACGAAUUUUAUGAUGGUGAUAAAGAUAAUGAUAGAGAACAAUGAUUUUAGAACUUAACUUAGCUGUAAGAAUUUUUAUUAGAUUUUUGUACAAAACGUAGUUUUAAUUUUUUUACUUUUUACGAUUUGUCCGGUUGUAUACGAGUGGCGUACUAUCGAAGGCAUCUAGAAUAUAUUAUUAUAUAUUAUUGUGUAUUAUUAUUGUGUUUACUCCACACCGGAGGGCAAUAAGUCCGAAGGAAAAAAAUCGAACAAGAUCAAAAACACUUGAGACAAAUUAGGAAGGCCUGUGUGUAUCAGUGGACACUACAGGCUGUGUGAUGAUGGUCAGAAAUAGUAUAGAAUUGAAAAGAAAACAGCUAUAACUUGUAUAUCAUGGGUCUUGACCGUCUUCAAGAUGUUCCUUGAUUCCAACUUCAUGUGUACUUUGUGUUUUCACUUAGUUAUAUUCAGAGUCUUCAGGUAGUGUGCCAUAUAUCUGAGUCUGGAUUAGAGAUGCGCGAUGUUCAUCGUAAAAUUGAUUUUAAAUGAAAACACAAUACAGACAAACAAUAAAUAGAAUUAUAUAAAAUAAAAUUUCACAAAAUGUUUAAUACGUCAGAAAUAUUCAAACUGAAAUAACUUUUUCCACCUACCUCUACCGAAAGUAUAUUUUUCCGGACCUGAUUUUAGGGAGCAAAGUUGUACUUUUCCUCCCUAGGGAGAAAAAGUAAAAGUGACGUCAUGGUAUUUCAUUCAUGAAAUAUAACUUAUUGACGCCCUGUACAAUAUCUAUUUUCUGUUACGUAAGUAUCUAUACAUUUUAACUUUUAUUUAUAAAACACCCUGUGUUUUGCAGGAUGGUAAAAAACAGUAAAUUGUUAUUUUGAUUUAACAAUGUUUACAUUAAUAAUUUGACUUAUAUUUGACAGUUGACACUUAUAUUGUACCUACUUGUUAGUUUUAGUUCUAAUAAAUUUUGUUGGUUAGUUAUAUAAAUAAAUUAACUAAAAAUGAAAAAAUUACUUGUUAUUUGAGGAAGGUGGAAAAACCAUAUGUAUAACAUGGGAGUAAAGUGCCUUUCCCCCCGCUACGCGUCGGGCAGUAAACUUCAUUCUCGGGAGGAAAAGUAGCACUUUCCUCCUUUGUUAUACAAAUAGCUAUUGCUAUGGUUGAGACAGCUUGCCCACUAAGUAAAAUAAUACAUGUAAUUUGAGAUUUUUUUUAUAAAAGCAUGUUAAUUAUUAGGAGUUUUCUAGGACAUUGUGGGUAAAUUAGUAAACAUGAUGCGAAAAAAUUA